Molecule: messenger RNA, 4680 nt
Organism: Episyrphus balteatus (marmalade hoverfly)
Lineage: Eukaryota; Metazoa; Arthropoda; Insecta; Diptera; Syrphidae
Gene: clu
Product: protein clueless
Exons: 8
Coding region: 306-4553 (1415 amino acids)
Biological process (GO): intracellular distribution of mitochondria
Cellular component (GO): cytoplasm
Molecular function (GO): mRNA binding; protein binding
Source: RefSeq, a predicted model, not a curated record
UGUUUCUUUCUUGUGAAUCGCUCAACACGGGCGAGUGAAGGAGUCCGCACACUGGUUCUAAUUCUUCAAAUAGAAAAAAUUCAACUUGUUCAAAUAGUUAUUUUUUUUAUUCUCUAAAAAAAAAACAUAGUUUUUUCUAUUUAAAUCAAAUCGAUCCCGAAGAAAAUCUUUCAAUACUCGGUUCUAAUAUCUAUUCAAGUAGUUUUGUAUGAUAUUCAGUGAGUGUGUUGUGCUCUACAAUAAAAAAUUCAUAUUAAUUAAAAACCAAUUACAUCGAAUAUAAAAAUCAUUUGUAAAAAACAAUAAUGGCAUUAGAAACCGAUGAAAAUAAUCCUCCAAAACCAAAGACAGGAGAUAAGAAUGAAGUUACCGGUGCAAAGUCUUCCAAUAACUCUGUGGGAGCAACCAAUGAGAACACCGAUAAUGGUGGCAAGAAAAAAGGUAAAGGUUCGAAAGCUGGAAAUGGAAACAAAAAUAAUGAUAAUACCCUAACUAAUGGUCAUUCUGCAGCUGCAGCAACCGAGUCCAAGACCGAUAAAACAACAACCGAAAUAAAUGCCAACGAACCAAGUAGUACAGAUAAAAAACCCGAAAAGGAAGAUGAUAGCGGCGGUGAUGACCGUUCAGAGGAAAGUAUUGACUUGGACAUGUUGCAUGACAAUGGAAUUACAGUACAUAUUCAAAGUCCUGGUGCUGAAUUACUCUCUAUACAACUAUCAAGUAUGGAAUUGGUACAAGAAAUCCAUCAGUUAUUAAUGGAUCGUGAAGAUACAUGUCAUCGGACAUGUUUUUCUCUUCAACUCGAUGGUGUUACCUUGGAUAAUUUUGCAGAACUAAAGAACAUCGAAGGUUUGAAACAUGGCUCAACUGUCAAGGUGGUGGAGGAACCUUAUACAAUGCGUGAGGCUCGAAUUCAUGUACGCCAUGUUAGAGACUUAUUAAAAUCCAUGGACCCGGCUGAUGCCUAUAAUGGAGUCGAUUGUAAUUCCUUGUCUUUCCUGCAUACAAUCACUCAAGGUGACUUGUUGGAGAAGAAAAAAUCCCGACCCGAUAGUGUCGAUUGUACACCACCAGACUAUAUAAUGCCUGGCUCGAAAGAACGUCCUUUGUUGCCACUGCAGCCAGGUGCAAAAACAUCUAAGGGUCCUCAAUCUUUGAAAGUACUAACAACUUCGGCAUGGAAUCCACCGCCUGGUCCGCGCAAAUUGCAUGGCGACUUAAUGUAUUUGUAUGUUAUCACCAUGGAGGACAAACGUUUCCAUAUUUCAGCCUGUCCAAAGGGUUUCUACAUUAAUCAGUCAACCGAUGAAGUCUUCAAUCCUAGACCGGACAAUCCGAGUCAUUUGUCGCACUCAUUAAUUGAUUUAUUAUCUCAGAUCUCGCCUUCGUUUAAGAGGGCAUUCUCUCAAAUGCAGAAAAAACGCACCCUUCGACAUGCAUUCGAAAGGGUUGCUACACCCUACCAAGUUUACACUUGGUCUUCACCACAAUUAGAGCACACCAUUGAUGCCAUAAGAGCCGAGGAUGCUUUUUCAUCUAAACUAGGUUAUGAAGAACAUAUUCCUGGACAGACACGAGACUGGAACGAGGAAUUACAAACAACACGUGAACUUCCGCGCAAAACACUGCCCGAUCGUUUGUUGCGAGAGCGUGCUAUUUUCAAAGUUCAUGGAGAUUUUGUUAUUGCCGCCACACGAGGUGCUAUGGCAGUAAUUGAUGGCAAUGUUCUGGCCAUAAAUCCUGGUGAAGAUCCAAAAAUGCAAAUGUUCAUUUGGAAUAAUAUUUUCUUCUCUCUGGGCUUCGAUGUGCGCGAUCAUUACAAAGAGCUCGGUGGAGACGUUGCUGCUUAUGUAGCGCCCCGAAACGAUUUGCACGGAGUUCGUGUGUAUAGUGCAGUUGAUGUCGAGGGACUUUAUACGCUCGGUACAGUUGUGAUUGACUAUCGUGGAUAUCGUAUCACAGCUCAAUCAAUAAUUCCGGGAAUUCUCGAACGUGACCAGGAACAAUCAGUUGUUUAUGGUUCAAUUGAUUUUGGAAAAACAGUCCUAAGCCAUCCAAAAUACUUGGAAUUGCUUCGUAAGGCCGCCAAGCAUCUAAAGAUUUUGCCUCACUCUGUCCUAAAUGAAAAAGACGAGGAAGUUGAAUUGUGUUCUUCAGUAGAGUGCAAAGGAAUUAUUGGCAAUGAUGGGCGUCAUUAUAUUUUGGAUCUUCUGCGUACCUUCCCACCAGAUGUGAACUUUUUAAAAAUCGAAGGUGAAGAACCCAGUGCUGAAUUAAAAGCCAUGGGAUUCCCUAUCGAACAUAAACAUAAACUAUCUUGUCUGCGUCAGGAGCUUUUGGAAUCAUUCAUCGAAGAUCGUUAUGUCAACUUCAUUCGAAAUGCAGCUCAACAUUUGCAACUGUUAAAUGCUAAUAAAAAGAAAGCUGAAGCAGCAGCAACUCAAACAGAUGCUAACAAGAACCAACCUGCUAUUGAAGAUAAGAACAAGGAUGAAGAUAAAGCACAAGAUCAAGCAAUCGAAAAAGUCACCACCGAAGAAAUCAACGCUAAUGCCUCAACAGAGGAAGCUAAAAAAUUGACAGAAAGUGUAAACGAGACCAAUGCUCACGAUGAGAAACAAGCAGCUGAGGUUGUGAAACGGGCGUGUACAGCUGUUGGAUCGCUUAAGGAAUACGAGUUUGACUUCCGUUUUAAUCCCGAUGUCUACUCACCAGGAAUCAAGCAUGUGGACUCCGCCAAUUCGCCCAAUUCGCUUAAGAAACAAAAGCAAUUGGUUAGAGAUGCAGCAGAAUUUCUGGUUCAAAAGCAAAUUCCUGCAUUUAUCAAGGAGCAUAUGGAUCAUUUGUCGGCAGCUAUUGAUGGGUGCAAUUUGACUGAAACAUUACAUGCUCGAGGCAUUAAUAUUAGGUAUUUAGGAAAAGUAGCACAGCUACUGGGGCAGGUACCAAGACUUGAAUACCUCUAUCACAUUGCCGUCCAAGAGUUGAUUGUUCGUGCAGCUAAACACAUUUACUACACAUAUAUGCAAAAUACUGAAGUCAUGAGCUUGGCAUCUGCAAUAAGUCAUUUCUUAAACUGUUUCCUUACCAGUGGACCUGUAACGGCACCAACAUUGGGAUCGGACGAGCUUCAAAAGACCAACAAGCGUCGCAACAAACGUAAAAAUGGAAAGAAUGCACUCUUUGGCAAUGAUAACAACGAAUGGGCGCUCAUAACACCUAAAUCAAUGUGGCAACAUAUUAAGCGUGAAAUCAAAGCCUAUUGGGAUUUUGAUUUGGAAUGUGAAGAUCAGAAAUCGGUUAUUGAAACUUACAAGUUGCAAAAAAUUAGCAUUCUUCGUGCAUUCUCUUUGAAAGUUGGUAUUCAAAUAUUGCUAAGAGAAUAUAACUUUGAAUCACGCAACAAACCUACUUUCACCGACGAGGAUAUUGUUAAUGUCUUCCCUAUUGUGAAACAUAUUAACCCACGUGCAACUGAUGCAUAUAAUUUCUAUACAACUGGUCAAUCGAAAAUUCAACAAGGUUACUUUAAAGAGGGUUAUGAACUGAUAAGUGAAGCGUUAAAUUUGUUGAACAAUGUCUUUGGAGCAAUGCACUCUGAAAAUGGACAAUGUCUAAGGAUGUUGGCUCGAUUGAGUUACAUCUUAGGAGAUCCACAAGAAGCAUUGGCCAUUCAACAAAGAUCGGUGAUCAUGAGCGAACGAGUAAAUGGCAUUGAUCAUCCUUAUACUAUUUUAGAAUACACACACUUGGCUCUUUAUUGCUUUGCAAAUGGACAAAUAAGUACAUCACUGAAGUUGCUUUACAGAGCAAGAUAUUUGCUUCUUUUGAUUUGUGGCGAAGAUCAUCCAGAAAUCGCACUAAUUGAUAGCAACAUAAGUUUAAUCUUGCACGCAGUUGGAGAAUAUGAACUCUCCCUUCGCUUCAUCGAACAUGCUCUAUCUCUAAACCUUAAAUAUUACGGAGCAAAAUCAAUGCAUGUUGCUGUGAGUUAUCAUCUAGUUGCAAGAACGCAAAGUUGCAUGGGUGAUUUCCGAUCAGCGUUGACUAAUGAAAAAGAAACAUAUUGUAUCUACAAGACACAGUUGGGUGAAAAUCAUGAAAAGACUCAGGAAUCAUCACAGUGCCUACGCCUGUUGACACAGCAAGCCGUCUUCCUACAAAAGAAAAUGAACGACAUCUACUCCAAUGGCAAGCUAACAACUGGGUUGCCACCAAUUCACAUUCAACCACCAACAAUGGGUUCUGUAUUAGAUAUGCUAAAUGCAAUCAAUGGAAUUCUAUUUGUUCAAAUCAGUCAAAAAGACAUCGCUAAAGUGCGCACGGAAAUCGAAAAGCAUUUACGAGACAGCGAACCAAAUGAGACAACAGAAACAUUAAAGAAACUAACUGCAAUCACCGAAGAUGAGACUGAAGCACCAAAGAAACUAACUAAUGGUGAUCUAGCCGCAGUAGCAGAAGCAGAAAAAGUUUCCACCAAAAACGACAUUGUCGAGUCACAACCAGAGACACCAAAGCCACCACAACAAAGCAAUGUCACUGUUAACAGUUGAAUUAAUUAAGUUUAGUUAUUUUAAUAUUCUAAGAGUUAGAAUACAAAAUGUGCGGAUGUGAAAAGAAAUCUUACUUUUUGCAUCUUUUAUAAACUCUAUUCUUAAAAAUUAAAAAAAAAAAAACAAA